Molecule: messenger RNA, 4190 nt
Organism: Thrips palmi
Lineage: Eukaryota; Metazoa; Arthropoda; Insecta; Thysanoptera; Thripidae
Product: secretin receptor-like
Exons: 12
Coding region: 517-2190 (557 amino acids)
Biological process (GO): cell surface receptor signaling pathway; adenylate cyclase-modulating G protein-coupled receptor signaling pathway
Cellular component (GO): plasma membrane
Molecular function (GO): G protein-coupled peptide receptor activity; peptide hormone binding
Source: RefSeq, a predicted model, not a curated record
CGGGGCGGUCGUGCUCGGUGUGGCGGUGCCGUGCGUCUCUGUCGCUGUCCCGGCUUCGCUCUGCCGGCGUCGCUCGCGCGCCCUCGUGCAUUCUCUCGGAGUCCCCACCACCGGCCAGCCCGUCGGCUCGACGACAACGACGAAGACCUCCGAGAAUUCCAUGUGGGCUCGGACUCCGGGCACUCCGGGCACCCCCGGACCGGCAGCGCGGCUGGAGCCGAGGCUGGAGCCGCCGCCGGCCGGAGCAUGCCGCCACUGCGAGAAGCUCACCGAGUGCAUCACCUUGGCCGGCGGGGUGCGCCUGCCGGUGCGCGGCGCCUGAGCGCGGGAGUGCGAGACAGUGCGGUGCAGGGAGUGCCCCAGGCUUGGCCCCAGGCUUGGCCCCAGGUGCAACAAGUGUUUUGGACCGAACCGGAGUGAGCGGCGCGGCGCCAAGCUACCCCGCGCACCCGCAGCACCGCAGCGACCGCGUGCCAGGACAACCUGAACCCCGUCUCGUUGACAGCAGCCGCCAAAAUGGUGGACCCCGUGUUCGGAGGCCCUGACCAGCAGCGGCGCAACAUCGAGGAGAUGCACGAGUGGUGCAUGUCCCAAGGCGCCGUCGAGUUCAACCGCUCCGUCGUCCUCGGCAGCCUGGGCGCCGAGCUGGGCUGGUGCCCGAUGGCGUGGGACGGGCUGGCCUGCUGGAACGCCACCCCCGCCGGCCACACCGCCGCCAUGCCCUGCCCCAGCUACAUCGCCGGCUUCGACAUGCAGGAGAACGCGACGCGGCGCUGCCUGGCGGACGGCACCUGGUUCGUCAACCUGACCAUGAACCGGACCUGGACCAACUACUCCAUGUGCGCGCCCCACGACGUGGCCACGGUGGUCGUCAGCCUGCCCGACUCGGGGAACAACUCGCUGCUCGACAGCUCGCUGCCCAUCGUCAAGACCAUGUCGCAGGUCGGCUACUCCCUGUCCCUGGUGUCCCUGGUGGCCGCCUCGGCCGUCCUCGCCACCAUCAAGAAGCUGCGGUGCCCGCGCAACAUGCUGCACCUCCACCUGUUCGCGUCCUUCAUCAUGCGCGCCUUCUUCUCGCUGCUCAAGUCCGGCCUCUUCGUGGACGGCAUCGGGCUGCCGUCCGACCUGCUGCUCAAGGACGGCGGCAACGUGUUCGUCGACAGAUACGAGAACUGGGUGUGUAAGCUGAUCACCAGCCUCUGGCAGUACUUCAUCAUGGCCAACUACUCGUGGAUCCUGAUGGAGGGCCUGUACCUGCACAACCUCAUCUUCCUGGCCCUGUUUUCGGACACGUCCUCCAUCCGGCUCUACGUCGCCCUCGGCUGGGGCCUGCCGUCGGUGUUCGUGGUGGCGUGGGUGGUCACCAGGAUCUACGUGGACAACGGCCUGUGCUGGACCACCAACGAGAACGCCGUCAUCUUCCUGCUGGUCAGGGUGCCCAUCACCGUCUCGAUAGUGGUCAACUUCCUGCUGUUCCUCAACAUCAUCCGGAUGCUGAUGAAGAAGCUCCAGGCGUCCAUCUGUGACGAGACGCGGCGGCACAGGUAUAGGCGCUGGGCGAAGUCGACGCUGGUGCUGAUGCCGCUGUUCGGGGCGCACUACGCCCUGUUCCUGGGGAUGUCGUACGGCGUGCACAACCAGGCCUCCAAGUCCAGGGGCGACGAGAUGGUGGAGACCAUCUGGCUGUUCCUCGACCAGGCCUUCGCCUCCUUCCAGGGCUUCUUCGUGGCGGUGCUCUUCUGCUUCAUGAACGGCGAGGUGCGCGCCGAGCUGGACAAGGCGUGGAGCAGCCGGGCGCCGCUGUGGGGCGGGCGCCGCCAAGGCUUCUGGUUCAAGUCGCGCGCCGCCAGGCACCCGUCCCUGCACUCCUACGACACGUGCUCCAGCUACGGCAACCACCAGGCGCCGUGGGCGAUCCGCAAGCGCAGCGAGGGCCGCAGCACGGUGACGAGCACCACGGCCUUGCCCAGCGAGAUGUGCGCCAGCACCGUGGUCUCGCCGCGCCCCGAGGAGGUGCCGCUCAGCGUGUCCACGGUGAGUGGUGCCAGCGUCCGCCAAUUCGCCUCAGCUGUUCUCUGUUCUUCAUUGCAUCAUGCUUCGUUGCUGUCUGAUGCUGUGAAGCGAGCCUUGAGUGCCUCUGCUCUGCCCCGCCAGGUCAACGAGGGUGCCAUGUCCUGCUCGCAGCUCUGAGGGCGUGCCCCGCCCCCCGGCAGGGCCGCACGCCUGCCGCAGGGGGGCCACGGCCAGGGCCAGGGCCACCACCUCGAUGGCAUCCACCUCCAGGUCCGGGACGUGGGGCCGGCGGCAGGCUACCGAGAGACCGCCCUCUGGAGGCCCGCGCCGAGCGACCGACCGCGCCACGCGCUGCGACUCCAGCGGCACUAGUAGUGCCAGCUAGUACACUGGCUACCGGCCGCUAGCAGCGCACCGUGCUGGUCGAGGUGGCGCAAGGUGUCCUCCAAGGUGUCUGCACUUCCACUGCAGUAGCAUGCAGCAGUCGCAGGCCGACACGGGAUCGGCAAAUGGUCCUUAAAACCUUGGAUAAGGCUUGGAAAUUUUUCUACUUUUGUUUCAAACAAAAGAGAAAGAAGUAGAAGGAAAUAGUGAUUUAAAACAAAAAACUAUGCCAAAUUCAAGAGUUUUCUGAUGAAAAAUGUGUCUGUGUGUGCGUGCGCGCGCGCGCGUGUGUGUGAGAGUGCAGUAUAUUUUAAGACUCUCAAGAAUUUUUGAGUGAAGUGUGCACCCUCCUCUGGCUGAACUUUUAUUUCCUGCACGGUUGCUUCAUACACUUCACCCCUACAAAUUGUGCUACCAAGGUGAACAGAAGUGAUAUGGCGUCAAAAUGAGUCCUUUUCUUCGGAAAUACGGACCACAACAUGCAAUCAUGCAUGCAUCAUUAAUUAAUCUGAAACCUUUUUGACAUUCUCUAAUCUCCUUGUUAUUUUUUUAUUGCUUUCUCAAGCUAACAGUACAAAGUAAUUAGGGACAUUGUUGCUAAUAAAAACCCUUGAAAAUGUGAGCAGGUCCACUUCAAUUCAGUGUUUUAACUACAGCAUUGACUUUUAUUGUUUCAUAUUUAUUGGAUUGGUGAAAUAUAGGCGAUAUAAGUAGAAGAGAAGAGUAAUCUAUUUUCACAUUACUGGAGAAACAGGGUUGACUUGUUUUAAAUAAACACAAAUUAUUUUCCUCCCUUGGUAAAUCAUGUAUGAAUUGAAUUCACUAGAAAAACGUCUGCAGCAAGACAUGAGUAGACAGGACUGUUGACCUCAAAUGAUGGAAAGAGCCCUAAUUUAAGCUGUAUUUGUUUUUAUCUCUGCAAAAAACCUGAACUAAGUUACCUUCCUUUGGCCAGGGAUCCAGUUUUCCAUUUGAGUGUUAUUUUCUCUACAUAUCCUAGUCAGAUAAUACCAAAACUAAUCGGUCACUACUAAGUAUUGCUCCACAGUUCUCAGAAGAAAAAAGGAGCGAUUAUCUUGGGGAAAUGUUAUGCUUUGGUCAAAUAGGAAAAAGCCUUUUUCUUUUCCAUUUUUACGACUGUAUAGUGAGUUUAGUAUUAGAAUCUUGAAUUUAUUUCCUGAGCAUUGUUAUUAGUUAAGACAAUUUUGUCACAGAGGUCUCAUUGAUGGUUUUGGUCUCAUUUUGUGCACAUGUGACGUUAUUGGUAACUGAAAUAGGGCAUGAUGAAGAUUGUUUUUCUCGUGCACCACUCAAAAACAAAUAUACAAAUGAAGUUUGGAAGGCCUAAGGCCAGCACUGCCCUAGUAGAUGUAAAUUGAAGUUUUCCCUUACAAUCAGCAAGUAUGAAUUUUGUUUGCAUUAUGUGUGAUGUAUUCAAGACGUAUUACAGUAGUUUCAAAAUUAGGUGAAGCAGAAGUUUUCUGUAGGAACAACUUCACUAAAUUUGGAUUAGUUAUUCUGCUCUCUAGUAUUCUUUCUGUUUGUGGAGUGUUCUAUAUGUGAGUUAAGAAGUUCGGGAGGAAUUAGUGUAAAAAGAUUUUCCUUUAAGUUGUAUGAAAGUUUAUUAAAACUUUUACAAACUAGAGCAGAGGAUUGAUAAAAUAUGUUUUGUACCCAUAGAUGUCAAGUUAAUUUAAUCAGUCUGUUCUCUACCUCUUAAAUAAUAAUCCAUGUUUGAGUGACAUGCUUUUUGCAAGAAAACCCUUCAUGAAAUAAAGUUAUAAAAUCAAUUA